CCAGGCUACAGCCGAAAAAAGAAGGAAGGGAAGCCGUUUUGUUGCUAUGAUUGUGCUCCAUGUCCAGAUGGGAUGAUUUCCAAUCAGAAUGACAUGGACAAUUGUUUCAAAUGCCCAGAUGAUCAGUUUCCAAGCAAGGACCAAGAUCAGUGCAUUCCCAAGAUCCUAAAUUUCCUCUCUUUCUCAGACCCUUUGGGGAUCACUUUAGCUUUUUGGGGUUUGUCUUUUUCUCUGAUCACAGUUUUUGUGUUUGGAGUCUUCAUUAAGCAUCAAGACACAGCCAUUGUCAAAGCCAACAAUCGAGACCUCACUUACUCUCUGCUUAUCUCCCUUUUUCUCUGCUUCCUCUCCUCGCUGCUGUUCAUUGGCCAGCCUCGCACAGUAAUCUGCUCUUUGCGGCAAACUACUUUUGCCACCAUCUUCUCAGUGGCUGUUUCUUGUAUAUUGGCAAAAACCAUCACUGUGGUUUUGGCUUUCAUGGCCAGUAAGCCAGGAUCCAGGAUGAGGAAAUGGGUGGGGAAAAGAUUCACAAACUCUGUUCUUGUAGGUUGCUCCUUUACUCAAGCCAGUAUUUGUGCUGUAUGGCUCUGUACUGCUCCUCCAUUCCCAGAUUUUGACAUGCACUCUCUGGCUGGAGAAAUCAUAGUGGAAUGUAAUGAAGGUUCAGUUUCAAUGUUUUUUUGUGUCCUGAGUUACCUGGGACUGCUGGCCAUUAUCAGCUUCAGUGUAGCUUUUCAGGCCAGGAAGUUGCCAGACAGCUUUAAUGAAGCCAAGUACAUCACUUUCAGUAUGUUGGUGUUUUGUAGUGUUUGGUUGUCCUUUGUUCCCUCUUAUCUGAGCACCAAGGGGAAAAACAUGGUGGCUGUGGAGAUCUUCUCCAUUUUGGCCUCUAGUGCUGGGUUACUGGGUUGUAUCUUUGCUCCUAAGUGCUACAUAAUCAUCAUGAGGCCUGACUUGAACAAUAGGGACCAGUUAAUUAGGAAGAAAUAG
Molecule: messenger RNA, 990 nt
Organism: Rhineura floridana
Lineage: Eukaryota; Metazoa; Chordata; Lepidosauria; Squamata; Rhineuridae
Product: vomeronasal type-2 receptor 26-like
Exons: 2
Coding region: 73-990 (305 amino acids)
Biological process (GO): G protein-coupled receptor signaling pathway
Cellular component (GO): membrane
Molecular function (GO): G protein-coupled receptor activity
Source: RefSeq, a predicted model, not a curated record